Messenger RNA from Oppia nitens, 2860 nucleotides. RefSeq names its product prodigiosin synthesizing transferase PigC-like. The coding region runs from base 212 to 2860 and encodes 882 amino acids. The transcript has 10 exons. The record is from RefSeq and is a predicted model, not a curated record. NCBI's taxonomy places the organism in Eukaryota, Metazoa, Arthropoda, Arachnida, Sarcoptiformes, Oppiidae. Gene Ontology annotation, biological process: phosphorylation. Gene Ontology annotation, molecular function: ATP binding; kinase activity.
ACAGUCGACAAAUAGUUUGACUCAAAGUUUAUGGAUCGAUGACAUUGAAGGAAAAUGUAUUAUUAGUGAAGAAAUAGAGACUGAAUUUCAACCACAGAUUAGACCAACAAAUGAUUUGCCAAAUAAUUUGUCACUUGUUUUAGGUUUGAAUGAAGAGUCGGCUCAAAGAGUAGAUCUAACGGGAGGUAAAGGUAGCUCUUUGGCAGUACUUAUGAAUUUAAGUCAAAAAUUGGUUAAAAAUAACUAUAAACAACAGUUUAGUGUCGCCAAUGGUGUUGUUGUCACUACUAAUGCUUACGAAAUACUUUUAAAAGAAAACAAAGAUUUAUUGAAAGCAAUUGAAAAUUUGGAAAAAUCGACACAACUUUCACAAAAAGAGUUGAAAUCUAAAUGCGAUGAAGUAAUGGACUUAAUUGCAAAUCAAAGAUUACCACAAACUAUACAAAAAGCAAUUGAAGACAAAUUGAGAGCUAAUUUCAAUGAUUUUGAAAACAAGUUGUUUGCCGUUAGAUCUUCCGGUGCUUCUGAAGAUUCUGAAGAGAUGUCAGCCGCCGGACAAAUGACUACUUAUUUAGGCGUCAAAGGACUCGACAAUAUAUACUCGUCUGUAAUGAAGUGCUGGUCGUCUCAGUUCUCACACAUAGCUGUUGAGUAUAAGAGAGGUUACGGACAGCCUAUCAAUAGUCCGAUGGCUGUUGUGAUACAAGAGAUGAUAGCGUGUGAGUCGGCGGGUGUUAUGUUUACUUGUGAUCCGAUUACUGGAGACGAAAGAGUUAUUGAAGUGACAGCUAAUUAUGGUUUGGGAGAAUCAGUGGUGUCGGCGUCAGCAGAACCGGAUACAAUCAAACUGUCUGUUAAUAUUGAAUCUAAUUCUUUAUCAAAAUCAAGAUAUAUUAAGGGAAUUGAAAACAAAGUUAUCGGAAGCAAGAAAUCAUUUAUAAAACUAUCUGAAAAUGGUGGCACUGUUGAGGAAUAUGUUAACGAUAGCAGCAAAUGCUGUUUAACUGAUGAAGAUUUAUAUCGAUUGGGAGAUUUGGCACUAAUUAUUCACAAACACUACGGUAAUGUCAGAGAUAUAGAGUGGGGUCUAAAAGGGGGCGAAAUAUUUAUGCUUCAGUCGCGACCCGUCACUAAUUUGGACAAUUCGUACACCGAUUACGAGAUAAUGCAUGAAAUGGAUACUCCUCACCAAACCGAGUACGAGAUCUACUCCCCGGCCCAUUGGGGCGCAGUUUUUCCCGGAGCGUCGUCGUGGUUGGUCUACACGUGGACUUUUGCCAACAAAAGUGGAUUUUUUAGAUAUGGUAUUGAAGAAGGAUCAGUUACCGAAGAUGACUACAAUCCAUUUACAUUAGGAAUGGGAGGUUUGUUUGGUAUGUUUGCUGACUAUCCGGACUCGGACUCAGACAAGCAAAUGGUUCUCGCAUUCUUUGGCCAUCACAUUGAAGACAAAGAUGUCUUAAACGUAUUUUGCGAAAAUCGUAAAACAAAACCAAAAUUAGGUUUAUUUAAGAAAUUGAAAUCAUUGGUGAAAUUUAUAAAUAUAAUUGUGUGGGCACCGAAAACAUUGAUGAAAGACAAACAUUAUUUUAUGGAUGAAAUCAAAUACGAUUUGGUCGACAAUAUUAAAAAAUAUAAGUCAUCUAAGGAUGUCUUGGACGGUAUUAUUGCCGAUUACGGUAAAAUAGCAUCGGUUCAGUUCAAAAAUCAUGGACCAGCAUGUAUAGGAUCAACUGUCAAACAUCUACUGUUGAGGACAGCCCUGGAAGGGGCACAAAAGGACAACCCUAAUAUCGAGUCGGACUUUAAUUUGUUGAUCUCGUCGUGCAAUGAAGUGAUCAGCGCCGAAGUGCCCAAUCAUUUGCGUGAAAUCGCUAAAUCAAUCAAAGAUAAGGAACAGUUCAAGACGUUGAGCGACGAGGAAGCGCUCAAAGUAUUACAAGAGGGCACCGAUAGUGCAUCGAAAAGUUUUAAAGAUUUUCUUGAAAAACAUGGGCACAGAGGUUACCGGGAGUUUGAUCCCAUGUACCUGCCCUGGGGUGAGGAUCCCGUACCGUGUAUUAAAAAUAUUAAAGCUAUAUUAACGGGAAGUGAAGCACAAUUUGAGCCAAAAAUUUUCAAAUCAGUGGAUCAGGUUAUCGAUGAAUUGAAGACUAAACUGUCGUUUACAAGAAAACUAUUAAUAAGCAAACUAUUGCUUCCGUGGAGUCGUUCGGGUGUCGGCUAUCGAGAGAUAUCCAAGUAUUUUAUGAUUUGGAUGAAUGACAGACAGAAAAAGGGAUUUCACUUUUUGGCCAAACAAAUGGUUGCCGACGGACUGUUGCCAUCAAUCGAUUCAUUCUUUUAUUUGACUUCGGAAGAGGUGUACAAUCUGUGUAAUGGUAGCCGCGAUCCGUUAAUUAUGACUCGUUUGCGACACAGGAAACGGUUGUAUCAGAAAAUGAAUAAAUAUAAAUUCGAUGAGUUUGUUAAGGGACCAGAAAUGAUACCCAGAAAUUUUGAUGAACGCAUAACAAUACCGACAAACACUACUGGUUUGGUUCAAAUGACGGGAACACCGGUCAGUAAUGGAGUGGUUAAGGCCAGAGUUUGUGUGGCCGAAGAUAUUACUGAUGCCGACGCUAUUCAGCCGGGAGAUAUACUGAUAACAUACUCAACGGAUAUCGGUUGGAGUCCAUACUUUCCAUUGUUGUCCGGUAUUGUCACUGAAAUCGGUGGAACCAUAUCUCACGGUGCGGUUAUUGCCCGGGAAUACGGUAUUCCCAGUUUGAUUGCUAUUGAGGGCGUGUGUCAUACCUUCAAAACGGGUGAUAUAUGUGUUUUGGACACACAGUCCGCUACUAUCACUAAAGUGGGAUAA